Molecule: messenger RNA, 1020 nt
Organism: Brettanomyces nanus
Lineage: Eukaryota; Fungi; Ascomycota; Pichiomycetes; Pichiales; Pichiaceae
Exons: 2
Coding region: 1-1020 (339 amino acids)
Biological process (GO): transmembrane transport; carbohydrate transport
Cellular component (GO): plasma membrane
Molecular function (GO): carbohydrate:proton symporter activity
Source: RefSeq, a predicted model, not a curated record
AUGGGAACAACGCUAGGUAUAUUCAUGGGAUACUGUGUCUGCUACGGUAGCUAUCAUAAUUAUAGCGACGCUAGACAGUGGAGAAUCCCUGUGGGACUUUCCUUUGCCUGGGCCAUUAUAUCCAUGUUUGGUACUAUAUUAGCCCCUGAAUCACCAAGAUUCUUGGUGCAGAAAGGAAAAAUUGAGAUGGCGAAGGAGUCAAUUGCCAAGAUCAAUAGAGCACAAAAUAAUUCUACAAUUGUUCUAGAUGAGCUUAACAAUUUGAUGGAAGCAAUUGAAUUAGAAAACCAAACGGGCAAGCCUAACUGGAAAGAGUUCUUUACUGGAAAACCAAAGAUAUUUUUUAGAGUUACGAUGGGUGUCGUGCUAGACUCUUUGCAACAAUUAACCGGAAAUACUUAUUUCUUUUACUACGCAACUUCAACCUUCAAAUCCGUGGGUUUGACGGAUGGAUUCAUGACUUCAAUUAUCCUAGGAGUAGACAAUUUUGCUUCAACAUUUGUCGCUUUAUACAUUAUAGAUCAUCUCGGUAGAAGAAAGACAUUAAUGAGUGGAUCUGCAGGAAUGCUUGCCUGUAUGGCAGCUUAUUCCAUUCUUGGAGUGGUUGCACUUUAUCCGAAAGAAUAUGGUGUAGAUCCUAAGAAGCCAAUAGGGGAUGCUAUGAUCUUCUUCUGCUGCCUAUUCAUAUUUUUUUUUGCUACUACAUGGGGUCCUGGAGUUUAUGUCAUAGUGGGCGAGUCAUAUCCUUUGAGAAUACGGGCAGAUGCUAUAGCAAUUGCUACCGCAGGAAACUGGAUAUGGGGAUUCCUAAUUGCAUUUUUCACACCAAUUAUAACCAAUGUCAUUCACUUUGCAUAUGGGUUUGUAUUUGUUGGUACAGCAGCUUUCGAGCUCGUCUUUGUUUUUACUUGUGUUCCUGAAACCAAAGGAAUGUGCUUAGAGGACGUUGAUGAGUUGUACGAACAUUUCACUCCGGGACUUGCAUUCAGAACAAAGCAAACGGCAAAGAACAAUACGUGA